AUGCAUAAAGGUACGGAGGACAACAUGUUACCUUUCCAUCAUAUCCCUCCUCUCCACGUCGUUGAUGGAUCUAAAGGAACUAUAUCUUCUUCUGUUAUUCACUCUUUUGUGUUCUCUCUCUCUCUCUCUCUCUCUCUCCCACUUGCAUCGCUGCUUCAAAACGUCUUUGAGUCUAUGAAAAUUGGACAUCUCUCUGUCUCUCUCACUCACACACACACGGUCGCGUUCGCCCUCUCACUUUCUGAGUCUACUAAUCUAGGAUGUUUUUUUCACCCCUAUUUCUCACUCAAUCACUCUCUCUCUCUCUCUCUCUCUCUCUCUCUCUCUCUCUCUCUCUCUCUCUCUCUAAGUUUGCCUUUUUCGGAUACUAUUAUAAGUCUCUCUCUCUCUCCCUCUCUACGUCUGCGUUUUUCGGAUAACUGGAUUCGUUCUCUUUCUCUCUCUCCUAUUCUCUCUCUCUCUCUCUCUCCCUCUCUACGUCUGCGUUUUUCGGAUAACUGGAUUCGUUCUCUUUCUCUCUCUCUCCUAUUCUCUCUCUCUCUCUCUCUCCCUCUCUACGUCUGCGUUUUUCGGAUAACUGGAUUCGUUCUCUUUCUCUCUCUCCGAUUCUAUCUCUCUCUCUCUCCCUCUCUACGUCUGCGUUUUUUUCGGAUAACUUCUGGAUUCGUUCUCUUUCUCUCUCUCUCCCCUAUUCUCUCUCUCUCUCUCUCCCCUCUCUACAUCUGCUUCGUUCUCUUUCUCUCUCUCUCUCCCUAUUCUCUCUCUCUCUCUCUCUCCCUCUCUACAUCUGCGUUUUUCGGAAAACUGGAUUCGUUCUCUUUCUCUCUCUCUCUCCUAUUCUCUCUCUCUCACACACACACUCCCCCGCACUCUCAUUUUCUACAGAGUUGCGGUUCUUCGAAUACUGGAACCAUUCUCUCUCAUUCCCUCCAACUCUCUCUCUCUCUCUCUCUCUCUCUCUCUAAUGUUGGAAUCACCCUCUCUCUCUCUCCCACUCUCUCUCUCUUUCUCUUUUUAAUUCUCUCCCUCUCUCUCUCUCUAUACGUUGUUGUUAUUCUAGAAAAAAUCAAUCUGUCUCUUCGCAUAUUUUAUGCUUACCAAGAAAUCAAUACUAAAUGA
Acanthosepion pharaonis is the source of this 1119-nucleotide messenger RNA. NCBI's taxonomy places the organism in Eukaryota, Metazoa, Mollusca, Cephalopoda, Sepiida, Sepiidae. The record is from the annotation of a GenBank genome assembly.